Molecule: messenger RNA, 436 nt
Organism: Amphimedon queenslandica
Lineage: Eukaryota; Metazoa; Porifera; Demospongiae; Haplosclerida; Niphatidae
Exons: 2
Coding region: 12-371 (119 amino acids)
Source: RefSeq, a predicted model, not a curated record
CUAUACGGUACAUGCAUAACUACGUUCCUCCUUUUCAUUCUCUAGCCUCAUCCCAGUACUCCCCUUCAGGCUCACUCAAGGACUACAGUACAGCCGUUAUCAUGAGCGAGGAAGGGUGUGCCUCAGCUAGUCACAUGACAACAAAGAAACCAGUCCCUCCUCCUCCUCCUCCCCCUCCCCCUCACUCUACCCAUGGGAAGCCAAUAGACCUCACUGUCACCAGUGCUAGAAUUGUCCCAAUAUCUCGUCUACCUCCUCCUAGUCAUCAAUGGAAGGAAGUGAAUAGAAGAGUAUCAAGAGGAGGUUCCUCACACUAUGCAUUAGGGACCUACACACAGACUCAUGCGGCGUCAUACGUAGAUCAGAUUUAAUGACAAUAAAACAAAACAACUGGUGAUGAUACUAAUGAUUGAUUAUACACUGGCAUACAUGUACA